GCGCACGCAGCUGUCAGAGCAGCCGCGAUAGGAAAUGCAGCCGAAGCCUGGAAGUGACAGAUCCCAGCGCAGUCUUGAGAAGCGGUGCGAUCCGGAAAGGGCAGAGUGAGUAAAACACACAACACAACGCUGAAAACAACAUCUGCCACGACUGAACAAUCGCGACCAUAUUUUGUGAUCGACUGAAAUAGUUUCCGCCUAGUUCGAUAGCUAGCUAAAGCUAACGAUGCUCGGUCAGAGUCAUGAUAUAUAGCUAGCGGUGGCUAGCUAAGCUAGCUAGCGGCUGGCGAGAUUGGCAGACAUCUCUUGCUGUCCUUUCUCGUCCUCUCCUCUGUCAUUCACUGGCGGAAGGUGGAUCGGUGACUGGAGCUGUGGAGGGGGCGGCAGGGAUAUUAACCCCCUGGACACUCAUGUGGAUAUAGCACACUGUACACCCGAUUGUGGAUUUGUCUUUUCCUCCUGCCUGUUGCUCACACAGUGACUGAAAGGAGGGGCCAUGACUGAGAUUUCUGCCCUCACGCCCUCGCCCCCAGGAUUGGGGGACCCCCACUCCUCCCCGCCUCUGCUGCCCCCGUCGACGCCCCCGACGACGCCCCCUCCUCAUCCCGCCACACUCGCGGACGCCCCGAAACAAGCCCCGGUCCCCAAAUCCACCCUGUACGGGGAUCCGGCCGUGAUGCCACGAGCUGCGGUUAGAGAGAACCCCGCAGGACGAGGAUCUCCCUCGACCCCGGCCGAAACAGCGGCACCGCCGCCGCCGCCGCCGACCGCGAACAGCGCCGUGCCGCCUUGCGAAGGCCAGGGGUCCCCCUCCCCCGAUCUUAAGGCUGGCCCCAACCUCUACCCGAGCGUCAGCGUACACCAGCCGUCCGAUCCCGACGCCGAACGCCGCCCCCCCGGCACGCCCCCCCGGCCCCUACCUGCGGACGUCGCCCCGGCGACCGCCGCCGCGGCCGAGGCGCCAAAAGCGCCCGACCCCCAAUCGCCGCAGCCCCUCGCCUCCCGGGCCCCGUGGUCCCCGGACCCGGGGGCCCCCGGCACCCCGAGGGCCGAGCCGCGCUGCCCCCCCGUGCUGGUGGUCCAGGAGCCGGCCCCCGCCGCCCCCCUGUUCAACCCCCAUCGCCAGCCCGCGCCGGACACGCUGAGCUACCUGGAGUCGGCCAGCAUGAUGUCGGGCAGUCGGAUGUCGCUGUCGGGCCUGGGCGACGACAGCAGCUCGAUGGGCUCCGACUCGGAGCUCAACGGGGCGGUGCUGAAGCGCACGGAUAAGUACGGCUUCCUGGGCGGGACGCAGUACACCGACGGCAGCGAUAAAGAGGCCAGGGUGGACGUGGCGAGACAGAGAGAAAUGAAGUGGCUGGAGAUGUUCAACAAUUGGGACAAAUGGGUCUCCAGACGCUUCCAGAAGGUGAAGCUGCGUUGUAGGAAAGGCAUCCCCUCGUCCCUCAGAGCCAGAGCCUGGCAGCUGCUCUCCAACAGCAUAGAGCUCCUGGAGUCCAACCAGGGAAAGUUCGAGGAGCUGGAGCGGGACCAGGGAGACCCCAAGUGGCUGGACAUCAUUGAGAAGGACUUGCACAGACAGUUCCCCUUCCAUGAGAUGUUUGCUGCUCGUGGUGGGCAUGGGCAGCAGGACCUGUUCCGGAUACUGAAGGCGUACACGGUGUACCGGCCUGAUGAGGGGUACUGCCAGGCACAGGCUCCGGUGGCGGCGGUCCUGCUCAUGCACAUGCCCGCAGAGCAAGCGUUCUGGUGUCUGGUGCAGAUCUGUGAGAAAUAUCUACCUGGGUACUACAGCGCUGGCCUGGAGGCCAUCCAGCUGGACGGGGAGAUCUUCUUCGCCCUGCUGCGGAGGGUCUGCCCCAUGGCCUACCGCCACCUGAAGAAGUUCAAGAUCGACCCCAUCCUGUACAUGACGGAGUGGUUCAUGUGCAUCUUCUCCCGCACCCUGCCCUGGUCCUGCGUUCUCCGCGUCUGGGACAUGUUCUUCUGCGAAGGUGUGAAGGUGGUGUUCCGGGUGGGGCUGGUGCUGCUGAAGCUGACGCUGGGAUCAGUAGACAAGCUGAAGGAGCUGCAGGGGAUGUAUGAGACCAUGGAGAAGCUGAGGAACAUCCCUCCAGAGAGUGUCCGUGAAGAUGUCCUCAUAACAGAGGUGAGCACUCUGCCGGUGACGGAGGCCCUGAUCGAGCGGGAGAGCGGCAUCCAGCUGCGGAAGUGGCGGGAGUCGCGCGGGGAGCUGAGCCACCCGCCGGGCCGGCGGCUGCACGGGACGCGCGCCAUCCACGAGCUCAAGCGCCGCUCGGACGCCAUCCGCUCCGGCGGCAGCUUCUCCUUCCUGGGGGGGCCCGCGCCGGCCCCCGGCCCCCUCCGCGUCUCCUCCAGCCUCCUCUCCCUCCCGGGCUUUCGCAAGUCCAGGGCCCCCUUCCAGGUCCCCGCCAAGAGACUCCCGUCCUUCUCCUCGGAGGCCCAUCCCGGGAUCCAGCCGUGGGGGCAGGGCCCCUCCCAGAACCUGGCCCGCAAGCCCCCCUCCGGCCUCCCGCCCCCCCAGGCCCAGGCCCAGCCCCAGACCCAGGCCCAGGCCCAGCCCCAGACCCAGCCCCAGACCCAGCCCCAGACCCAGCCCCAGACCCAGCCCCAGACCCAGGCCCAGACCCAGCCCCAGACCCAGCCCCAGCCCCAGCCCUGCAGCGACCCCCCGCCGGAGAGCCCCCCGGUCCCCGGACCCGCCGCGGCUAAAGCCCCGGCCCCGCCCCAAACCCUGUCCCCCCUCCCCAAAAUCGUCUCUGAGCAGAUCACCCCGACCAUUCCGUCCCCCACCGCCAACAACACCCCGCUGCCCCCCUCCCUGCCCGUGGGGAAAGGGGCACCCGCAGUGGCGGCCACGCCGACGGCGGUGGGAGGAGGAGAGGAAGAGGGGAAGAAGAAGAAGAGGAGCAAAGAGGACAAGAAGAAAGAGAAGGAGGAGGAGAGAAACAAGGCCCGAGAGCGCAAGGAGAAGGACAAAGCGGAGAAGGACCGGCAGAAGAAGGAGAAGGACAAGAAGAAGGAGAAAGGGGGGAAGAAGAAGGAGAAGGAGAAAGAGAAGGGGGGAGGAGGAGGAGGAGGAGGAGGAGGAGGGGGCGACCCAGAGGAGAAGAGUGGAGCCGCAGCACCAGGAGAUUUGGCCUAAUUUCACAGAGACCGUCGGGCUAGCCUAAUUUCAGAGUGCAUUAGGCAGGCCUAAUUUCACAGAGACCGUCAGGCUAGCCUAAUUUCAUAGAAAGCAUUAGGCAAGUCUAAUUUCACAAGGAGUUUUAGGCAAGACUUGUCCCGUAUUGCUGCGGAGAGAGAGGAGGAAGAGGAAGAGAAAGCAGGCCAGCGGAACUAAAGAACCUGAGAGGGAGGGAGGGAGGGAGGGAGGGGGCGGUGAAAAGGAGGAGGGGCCUGUUGUAUAUAGCACAUCGGACCUUAAGGGACGCAUAACAUUACCAUCUUGGAAGGCGGGGGAGCGGCUGUAACAGGAUUACAAUUUAUCAGCGGCUCCGACCUCCGACCUCGCUCCUGACUGGCCGCUGCUCCCCCCGCCCCCCCCCCAGUCUCUCCGCUCUUAACGAAUGGGAUCGGCACCAAAACACAUUCCCACGGCCCGCGAGCCACGACGUCACCUCUCGUUUCUUUUCGUGGUCGCUUUUUUGGAAACGACGGCGCCCCUGCGCAGGACACGGGCGGCGCUCGGACGCGGCCGACGCGCCCUCAGACUGGGGAGUCGGGCGCUGUCGCGGUCGCCGGCUAGCCACUCGCGCGCGUGUAAAUAGCCCCGCUCGUAUGAAGGAGGCCUCGUUCCCCUCCACCACCCCCCCCCACCCCCACCCGCCCACCCUCGUUUCCUGCGUCUAACUGGAAUAACAAAAAAAAAACCACACAGUCAACUGAAAACAGUGUACAGUGCCCCCGCCCCCCCCCUCGGCAAUGACAAACAGAGUCGACGUCGCCCGUUCUGGAGGUUGUAUUUAUUGUAGUGAUGUUCGUUUGUGUGCUGUCGUAGUGUAGGUCGUUGUGUCCUCAAUCCAGGCUCGUCUGUCUCGCUCUCUCUUUCUCUCGCGGGGUACGUUCUCUCCGUCUCUCAGUUCAAUUUUGGAACCGAGUGGAAGAGGGGAUUCGGAAACGGAGAGAAGAAGAGAGACGGAACGCCAACGCCUGAUCGAUGAGUGCACCGAUCGUUAGACGUGUUAUCGUUAGCUAUGCUAGCAAAUUUUCGUUUUUUUUUUUUUUUUCUAAUUCAUGUUGCUUAUUUCUUUGUUUUUCUUUCACGUGUGACUUCUUUUUGGACAUUUCAGGGGCUCGUCUGUCGCUGUUCCUUUGUGUAAGUUUACAGGAACGUAAACGUGGAGGAGGAGGUGAUUAUGCCUGGAAUGCUUAGGAGAAAAGGAAACCCCUUAUUGUUAACAGAGAUGGACACAUCUCCCCUCAUGGUCGUAAACGAACUGGAAAGCAAUCCGUGCUGGUCUGUCCUCUAACAUCUCCUCCUUAAUUCAGUCUUAAUGACCUUCAGCUGUCACGUCACUUGUAUAAAUUGAUCUUUAAAGAAGCUGAGGUCCAGUCCGUCUAUUCAGACUAAAGUCUAUAACCCGUUGUCCAAUGGAAAUUUCACGUCUUUUUGUCUGACUUGCAAGUUCAUUUUAGUACGUAGAUAUUUCAUUCUAGCGUUAGAUUUGGCGAAGACACACUGUUAAUGAACGGAAAAAUGAUUGGAUUGGAAGCCAUCCGGUGUUGAUGCGUGCCAACCCAGAUAUUAAGUGUUUACCGAGUAUUUAUGUAUUUGAACUGAGCAUAAAAUGAACAGGUGAAUGUGUGUUACUUCCAUAUAAAACUUGGCUAGUGUGCGUUUCAAAUUGAUGAUUAAUGUCGCUUCUCCCAAAUUGUAAUUUUAAUAGAGUGUCUCUAAUUGACCACGCCCAUACGUGCAGAGGUGACUCAUCGUUCCGCUCGAUUGGCCACUGAGCUUCCUCUAGAGUUCUUUGUGUAGUCUAAUGUAGCAUUACCCUCCAACAGGCACCUGUGGGCCAUAAGAUACUUACGCACACAUUUCUCUAAUUUAAUCAGAUAUACUAUAUAUAUUGUGUUUAUUUUUUACUUUGUGUUUGAUUAUUUUUCUAUGAUAUUAAAGAUGCCUGCUUGACUGGAA
This is a messenger RNA of Anguilla rostrata (American eel), 5161 nucleotides long. RefSeq names its product TBC1 domain family member 10A-like. The transcript has 10 exons. The coding region runs from base 497 to 3166 and encodes 889 amino acids. NCBI's taxonomy places the organism in Eukaryota, Metazoa, Chordata, Actinopteri, Anguilliformes, Anguillidae. The record is from RefSeq and is a predicted model, not a curated record.